Molecule: messenger RNA, 1245 nt
Organism: Caenorhabditis remanei
Lineage: Eukaryota; Metazoa; Nematoda; Chromadorea; Rhabditida; Rhabditidae
Exons: 10
Coding region: 1-1245 (414 amino acids)
Biological process (GO): anatomical structure development; cell differentiation; regulation of transcription by RNA polymerase II
Molecular function (GO): nuclear receptor activity; RNA polymerase II cis-regulatory region sequence-specific DNA binding; zinc ion binding
Source: RefSeq, a predicted model, not a curated record
AUGUUCACAGCGGAAGUCAACCCUUCUCAUAUUGAAAUAUUAAGCCAUACAGAACAAUGCGUCGUCUGUGGUGAUGCCGCCGACGGAUUCCAUUACGGUGUUCGGUCAUGUCGAGGCUGCAAUGCGUUUUUUCGGAGAGCGGUCACUUUCAACAUGUCCUUCACGUGUCGGAGGGGUGGACGGUGUCCUGUUGAUAAAAAUGCUCGGUGUGCCUGUCGUGCUUGUCGGUUAGCCAAGUGUUACGCAGUGGGAAUGGAUAAGAAGGCAGUGCAACCAAAACGAGAAGUGACCACUUCAAUGAGUGGGUCGUUCGAUACAAAUGAUACAGAUUAUGACCUCCGGUUAGGUGGAACUAGGACGUCGCCGAAUUAUGAGCUUAGCGAUAUGACAUCUCCUGGAUCUGCGUUCACUCCUCUCAACAUAAAUCUGGCAGACUUCACACCCGCGAUACCUCCGUCACCUCCAAGUGAUUGCUCAUUAAUCACAAGACAAGUAUUUGAUUUCUCUGAGCAGAAACGGAGGAGAAGAGCUAUGCUGUGUGGAUCAUUGGAGGAAAUUCUAUCGGAACAAGACAUGGUGUUACGAUCCCCGGCGUCCUCUGAAGAUUUCACAACUAUAUUCCAAGCACAAAUGGUACUGAUGUUUGAAUGGGUGGAAAAGUUACCAGAGUUUCGAAUGCUAUGUGACCACAAUGAUAAGACCAAACUACUACGAGCGUUCGCUUUGAAGUACAUGUUGCUAGACAAUGUUUACCACACAUACGAGCUGGGGUACCGAGAUAGGUUAGUACUCGUCAACAAUAACUUCAUUGUACCCGGUAAUCCAGUUAAUUUCAAAGGUACUGAUGUUGUGGAUGAAACUUUAAUCAGGGAAAUAAUGUUUGGUAACCGAAUGCUGUCAUUAAUAACCGAAUUGGUACAUCCGAUAAGUAGCCAGAACAUGACCUAUGGAGAGAUAAUGACAAUACGAAGAGUGAUGUUCUGGAAUCCUGGGAAUGUGCAGUUGUCGGAUAUGGCAAGAGCACUAGCCGCAGAGGCUUGUAACGUAGCGAUGAAGGAACUGCAGCAGUACUUGUCAUCUGAAGGAGUCGACGAUAUAGAUGCAAGGAUACAAUUUCUGCUUUUGCUAGUUCCAGCAUUCACUACGCAUCACAAAACAAUGUAUGAUAUUGUACGGUUGAUACCUUCGUUUGGAAAAAUGAGCGAUUGGAAUAAUUUCAUGGACGAUGUACUAAAUGGAGUGUGA